Molecule: messenger RNA, 1827 nt
Organism: Coffea eugenioides
Lineage: Eukaryota; Viridiplantae; Streptophyta; Magnoliopsida; Gentianales; Rubiaceae
Exons: 4
Coding region: 1-1827 (608 amino acids)
Molecular function (GO): DNA binding
Source: RefSeq, a predicted model, not a curated record
AUGACGAGCAAGGAUAUUGGUUGGGAACAUGGUAAACCCGUAGGAGGGAAUAGAAAAAUUGUGAGAUGCAAUUAUUGUGGAAAAAUAAUGCAUGGUGGCAUUACAAGGUUGAAAGAACAUGUCGGUCAUGUCAUAGGACAAGUUGAGCCUUGUCCGAGGGCCUCAAGUGAAGUUAGAGAUUUAAUGAAAAUGCAUCUAAAGAUUGGUAAGAUUCAAAGAGCUACAAUAAAACAGAAAAAAGAAGAAAUAUUGAAUUUUUUCCAACAAGAAAGUAUGCAUGGUAAUUUCAACAUGGUUGGCGACGAGGAGGACGAAGUCUUUUUUGAAAUUGAUGAAGAAAGUCGGAUGGCGUUGGAAAAAAAACAAAUGAAGCAAGCAAUUAGAGAGAGCCAAUACUUGCAAUUUUUAGACGAACAACGAAGGCAUUCGGUAUCUGGGAGUCGAUCUUCUAUGUUUAUGUCAGGGAAUAUGGGUGUUGGCACUUCAAACCCAACGACUUCUGAAAAUAAAAGAGGAUUGUCACGUAAUUUCAGUGUCAGACAAGCAGAUGAAAUGACAAGCAGAGGAAUUGACUCACAUAUGUUUCCUUCGAAACAAAAAUCAGUCAAAUCAAUGUUUGCGAAGGAAAAUAUAAAAAGAGUUGGUAAGGCAGUUUCAAAGUUUUUUCAUUUCAAUGCUAUACCAUUUCAUGCAGCUGACAAUCCUUAUUAUCAAUCGAUGAUUGAUGAAAUUGCCAAAGCUGGUUCUGGUAUUAAAGGCCCUUCAGCUUAUCAAAUUGGAAAUGAAUAUUUAGAUGAAGAAUUUGAAGAGCUUGAGAAAUAUCUUGGAGAUGUUUAUGAUAAAUUUUCAACUUUUGGUUGUACACUUAUGUGUGAUGGGUGGAGCACUCGUACAAAACAUCCAAUAAUAAAUUUUAUGGUAUACUGUGAUAGGCACAUGAUAUACCAUAGUUCAGUUGAUUGUACCAAUAUUAAGAAAACUGCUGAAUAUAUUUUCAAGUUAAUGGAUGAGGUAGUAGAGGUUGUGGGGGAAAAAAAUGUUGUGCAAGUUGUGACAGAUAGUGAAUCUAGUAUGAAAGCUGCUGGACAACUGUUGAUGAAAAAAAGAAAAAAUCUUUUCUGGUCACCUUGCGCUGCGCAUUGUAUAGAUUUGAUGUUGGAGGAUAUUGGCAAAAUGGAUAAUGUAAAAGAAACUAUUGCUCAGGGGAAGAAGAUAACAAGUUUCAUAUAUAACAGUGACAAAGUAGUGAAUCUGAUGAAGACAUAUACAAAAAAAAGGGAACUGCUACGUCCAGGUAUCACUAGAUUUGCAACUGAAUUCAUUUCUAUGGAAAGUCUUCUUCGGCAUUGUACAGAACUGAAAAGAAUGUGCACCUCAGAUGAAUGGGCAGAGUUUAAUAACACUACCAAGAGAAAAGCAGAAGCUAUUAAAGUAGCUGAGUUGAUAUUGUCAGAGAAGUUUUGGAAAAAAGUUAGAAAUGUAUGUGCAAUAAUGGAGCCUCUGGUCAAAGUUUUAAAAACUAUUGAUCAAGAUAAUAAGCCAACAUUGCCAAUUAUUUAUGAGGCAAUGGAUAGAGCAAAAAUGGCUAUUCAAAAGUCGGUGAAAUCUUGGAAAACAAUUUGGGAAGUGAUUGAUAAUAGAUGGUACAAUCAACUUCAUCGGGAUUUACAUGCGGCAGUUCGAAGAGGGUUAAAGAACGUCAUUGCAAAGUUGGAGCCAAAUUUAGAUGCACAAGUUGAUUCAAUAAAUGAGAUCAAAAUUUUUGCAGACAAAAGGGAGGCUUUGGAAGUGCUAUUGCAGCAAGAGCAUUACCAAAAUCUUUACUAG